Molecule: messenger RNA, 876 nt
Organism: Adineta steineri
Lineage: Eukaryota; Metazoa; Rotifera; Eurotatoria; Adinetida; Adinetidae
Source: the annotation of a GenBank genome assembly
AUGUUAGACUUUAAUUCUGCGCCUCAUUCGAAAGAUGAGAAACGUUAUCAUAGAAAAAGAAGAUUUUUUAAAAGAUAUGAUCGUGGAGUUCUUUCUCAUAGAACACAAUCUAAUUAUGAUCUUCGUUUAAUUAUUCUUCGACAUGCUGAACGUGUUGAUCAAAUUCUUGGUCAGGAUUGGUAUGAAAAAGUUUUUGGUGGUGUCCCAUCAGCACCUCCACAAGCGUAUAGACAUCCAGCAUUACCUCAAAAAUUACCAAUACGUUCAAAUACUCUACUUUAUGUAUUUGAUCCACCUAUAACACGUUUAGGUGAACAACAAUCUAUGGCUAAAGGACAGCAAUUAAGUCAAGUAGGUGCUACAGUAGAUUACUGUUACUCAUCACCUGCAUCGCGUAGUAUUCUUACAGCCAAUGCAAUAUUGAAAGGUAUGAAUCGUAGUAAUGUACCUAUUCGUCUUGAACCUUAUUUAUUUGAACCGAUGAAUUGGAAUACUGGAUUAGUUUUACUUGAUCGAGUGAGUCCAUUUAUGUCGAGUGGUGAAUGGAGAAAAUCUGGUUAUAAUAUUGAUCCAAGAUAUCAUCGUAUUAAUAACUAUCUAAAUACUAGUGAAAAUGAAAAUGGUUAUUAUAUGCGAACUCGAAAUCUUUUUGAUGCAAUCGAACAUCGUCAUAGUCAGACUCGAAAACAACGUUCAACUAUUCUUAUCGUUGGUCAUGCAUCAUCAACAGAAAUUUUUACAACUAUUGCAUUACGACUGCCAUUUGAUUCAAACGAGUUUGUUCAUCAAUCUGAUAGAGUACCAUAUUUACAUACAGCUGUUCUUGAACGUGAUGCAUACACUCAUACUUGGUAUUUACGUUCGGUUUUAAUGUAG